This is a messenger RNA of Helobdella robusta, 339 nucleotides long. RefSeq lists its product as hypothetical. The transcript is spliced from 4 exons. Gene Ontology annotation, biological process: regulation of transcription by RNA polymerase II; embryonic organ development; hippo signaling. Gene Ontology annotation, cellular component: transcription regulator complex. The annotation marks the transcript as partial. Lineage: Eukaryota; Metazoa; Annelida; Clitellata; Rhynchobdellida; Glossiphoniidae. Gene Ontology annotation, molecular function: DNA-binding transcription factor activity, RNA polymerase II-specific; RNA polymerase II cis-regulatory region sequence-specific DNA binding. The record is from RefSeq and is a predicted model, not a curated record.
UAUGAACAUAGUGACAACAUCACCAUCAACAUCUCAACUAAGAUCUGCUCCUUCGGCAAACAAGUCAUCGAGAAAGUUGAAAUGGUGUCCACAAAAUCAGAAGCCACAGCAACGACAUUUAGUAACGAUAGAUCUUGCAUGUGCGAAUAUAUGGUGAAUUUUAUUAACAAACUGAAAAAGUUGCCUAGCACAGAGCUUAUGAACAGCGUCUUAGAUAACUUCACCGUGAUACAGGUCAUCAAAGACAACAGUAGCAACAAACUCCUCUUAUGUGUUGUCAUGCUGUUCGAAGUGGGCGCGUCCAACCAACAACCAACUGUCUAUCAAAUAAAGCGCUAG